Calidris pugnax (ruff) is the source of this 646-nucleotide messenger RNA. RefSeq names its product scale keratin-like. The transcript has a single exon. Gene Ontology annotation, molecular function: structural constituent of cytoskeleton. The record is from RefSeq and is a predicted model, not a curated record. The coding region runs from base 1 to 366 and encodes 121 amino acids. NCBI's taxonomy places the organism in Eukaryota, Metazoa, Chordata, Aves, Charadriiformes, Scolopacidae. Gene Ontology annotation, cellular component: intermediate filament.
AUGUCUUGCUACGACCUGUGCCCACCAAAGACCAGCGUGGCCGUCCCUCAGCCCAUCGCUGAGAGCUGCAACGACCUGUGCACCCGCCAGUGCCCUGACUCCACGGCCUUCAUCCAGCCACCCCCUGUCAUGGUCACCUUCCCCGGACCCAUCCUCAGCUCUUUCCCCCAGCAAGCUGUGGUGGGCUCCUCUGGAGCACCGGCCUUUGGGGGCAACCUGGGUCUGGGGGGCCUCUAUGGUGCCGGUGCCACCCAGGUCUCGGGGGGCCUCUGCACCUUUGGCAGAGCCUACGCUGCUCCUGCCUGCAGCCCUUGUGUCUUGCCCCGCUCCAGCAAGAAGCUCUGGGACACCUGUGGGUCCUGCUAGACUCAGACGCAAACACCACACAGCCCUUGGUACAACUCAGCUUCACCCUUCCUCUCUUUUCUGCCCUCCUGCCCCUCUUUCCAUGGCACCGCUCCUCCUUGCUCAAUCCUGUUCCCCGAUGUGCAGCUCCACCAUCAUCCCACAGGGCACUUGCUUGUCUCUCCAAUUACUAUUGCCUGGCAGAAACCUGAAGGAACAUCUCUCCAGAAGACAGGGGGGAUAACCAGCCUGCCUCACCUCAUGUGUCUUUCUCCAGUCAAUAAAACAAGACUGCAUCCAC